AUGGGGUCAACAGCCCUGAAUGGAAGGAUGGCCCGAUGGCAAAUUCUACUUUCCAAAUUUGACAUAAUCUAUGUGAACCAGAAAGCAGUAAAAGGGAGUGCAAUAGUAGAUUUUCUGGCCAAUAGAGCUUUGGAAGAUUACGAGCCCUUGAACUUUGAUUUCCCAAAUGAGGAUUUGAUGUAUGUUAUAACCACUGAAGAAGGUGAUCCAGAAGAACUUCCAUGGAAACUAAACUUCGAUGGGGCCUCAAAUAUUGUGGCCAUAGAAUGCAAGAUCAAAGUGCUAGAGGUGUAUAGAGAUUCUGCGCUAGUGAUUUAUCAACUCAAGGGAGAACGGGAGACAAGAGAUCCCAAGUUGAUCGAUUAUCGAAAACUGGUUCUUGAAUUGAUUAAAGAGUUCAAUGACAUCACCUUCUGCUACCUUCCACGGGACGAAAAGCAAAUGACCGAUACUUUGGCUACCCUAACUUCUAUAAUUAAAAUGAACAAACAAGAAGAUGUAAAACCUGUCUAG
Messenger RNA from Gossypium arboreum, 513 nucleotides. RefSeq lists its product as uncharacterized. Gene Ontology annotation, molecular function: RNA-DNA hybrid ribonuclease activity; nucleic acid binding. The coding region runs from base 1 to 513 and encodes 170 amino acids. The transcript has 2 exons. Lineage: Eukaryota; Viridiplantae; Streptophyta; Magnoliopsida; Malvales; Malvaceae. The record is from RefSeq and is a predicted model, not a curated record.